Cokeromyces recurvatus is the source of this 1455-nucleotide messenger RNA. RefSeq lists its product as uncharacterized. Bases 1 to 1455 code for a protein of 484 amino acids. Gene Ontology annotation, molecular function: protein binding. The transcript has 3 exons. The record is from RefSeq and is a predicted model, not a curated record. Lineage: Eukaryota; Fungi; Mucoromycota; Mucoromycetes; Mucorales; Mucoraceae.
AUGAAUCAUGAAAUAUUCAAUUUACUUAAGAGUGUAGAUUCUAAUCAAUCUGAUCCCAAAACAGCUCUGGAACAAGCUUUACAACUUGUCGAUCAAUUAAAACAAACAGGUGAGCCUGUUAAUCGAAGAACAUACGAACUUAUUCUUGACGCUUAUGCAAAAACAAACGAUACAAGUCAAAUAUUUGAACUUUACAAUCAAAUGAAGGCACAAGGACUAAUCCCAAGGCUUCAAUUCUUUCAUCAAGCCUUAGAGUUAGCAGCUACUCUACAUGAUCCAAUAUUACAAGGAAAAAUAUUACAUUAUCUGGAAUUAUCGAACCAUAAAAAGUCAGCAAAAACAUACCAUUAUAUGCUUUUGUGCAUGCGAGAGACAUUUGAAUUAGAAAGAGCAUUGGAUACCCUUGAUAUGAUGAAAAAAGAGCGAAUAAAGCCUAUACUAUCAAGUUAUAUUAACGUUGUGGAUAUGGCGAUACAAGUACAACAAUCUCAUUUAGCUUUUCAGUUAUUAGAAGAUAUUGAGCAUUUAGAUUUAUUCAAGGAUUAUGAUAGAUCUAUAUAUUUACAUGCAUUACGCUGUGCCGCUUAUAAUAGCAAUUAUGAUAUUGUGAAAAUGUACUGGAAGAAAGUUGUGAUAGAUUAUAAUCUAAAGCCAGAUGAAGGCUUAUGCCUAUAUGUGUUAAAUUUAGCGGGAGAGAAUAGUAAUCCUGUAUUAGCAACUGAUGUAAUUCGAUAUAUAGGCGAAAAUGGAUUUAGAUAUCGUGAAUGUCAUUUUACAUCAUUGAUUGAAGCCUUUGCAUCCACUAACGACUUCAAAAGUACUUUCAAAGUCUUAACAGUUAUGCGAAAAGUGGGCAUUAAACCAAAUAAGAGAACCGUUAAACCAAUAGCUUACAAAGUGGGGCAAGAUAAAAACUCGAUUUGUAUAGCACAAGAUGCUCUUGCACAUAUAGCAGCAGAAUCUCAAGAAGUAGAUGUUGUAGCUUUCAAUUUGAUUAUUCAUGCUUUAGCUCAUAAUGGGGAAAAUGAUGAUGCCUUCAAUUUUUAUAAUCGUGCAGAAGAAUUUGGAGUGACGCCUAAUGAUGAGACACUAGAUGCAGUUUUGGAUGCCUGUAUUCAUGCGAAAGACGCCGAAUUAGGAAAGCUAGUUUACCGUAAGUUUAUUUCUUCAGGUAGGACUUUAGCAACAGUAUCCAAUCUAAGUAAAAUGGUUACCUUAAUGUGUACUCAGUCCGAUUAUGAAGAUGCAUUUACGUAUCUGGAAAAAAUGAAGAAGUUAAGAAUGAUUCCUUUACAAGGAUGUUAUUAUAAGCUCGUUAAGACUCUUGCAAAUGCUAAUGAUCCAAGAUUAUCCUUAGCUAUAAGUGAUAUGACAGCUUACGGAUAUCCUAUUUCUAAUCAUUUAAAUACUUUUAUUGAAAGAGAAGAAAAUCAGGAACAAUUUCAGAUAAAUUAA